This is a messenger RNA of Dendroctonus ponderosae (mountain pine beetle), 3724 nucleotides long. Its product is annotated as centrosomal protein 43. NCBI's taxonomy places the organism in Eukaryota, Metazoa, Arthropoda, Insecta, Coleoptera, Curculionidae. The record is from RefSeq and is a predicted model, not a curated record. Bases 190 to 1293 code for a protein of 367 amino acids. The transcript has 3 exons. Gene Ontology annotation, biological process: microtubule anchoring. Gene Ontology annotation, cellular component: centrosome.
CGGGACCUCUGGUUCCAUAGGUAAAAACCUGUCUUUUGACAGGUGAUGUUCCAAACAUCGGAAUUUCUGCAGUUGUGCGCCUAAGAAUCAAAACAUUUCAAUUUCGAGUAAUUGCACCGAAUUAGAAACAAUUCUGUUAUUUUUCCGUAUAUUUUCCGCGAUUUAUUUUUAUUAACUGCGACAAUAACAAUGUCUGUAUUGGAGGAGGAUGUGGAGCUACGAGAUUUAAUGACUCAAACUUUGGAGAAAAACGGAUGUUUGGCCAAAAUUAGGGCUGAACUGAGAGCCAGUGUUUUCCUUGCCCUCGAAGAAGACAUUAAGUUAAACAAGCAGCAACCACUACAGAAUUUGCGUGUCCAGUCCUACCUUGAAACUCCCGAGGGAAGAGCCAUGUUUUAUCUAGUCGGGGAAUUUUUGGAGUUUUUCAACCUUCAAUUUACCCUUUCGGUUUAUGAGUCGGAGUCAUACAUGAAUGCUGUUGGCCAUUAUCAAGAAAAACGAAAACUUGCCAAAGAGUUAGGUCUGGAUGUUAUGGAAGAAUCCACAGUUCCUCUAUUGCAACAAGUAUUAAAACUUGCUCAAAGCAAAAGCAAUGUUCUAGAUAUCAAUUUAAAUUUAAAUGGAACCCCAAAUGGUAGCUAUAAAGAGGAGUCAUCGAAUGCAGAUAGUAUUUAUAGGAAGACUGAUGUUAACUGCAGCAAGUCAAGUGCGGAAAUGCAAACUAGUAACGACAAUAUGGUAAGUGGCAAAUUUAAUGCAACUUUUGAUGUAAACAGUCCAAGACUCACCGAUGUAUUGAAUAAAGAGAACCCGCUAACAACUGGGGAUAGUUACGAUAAUUCAGAUAUUCUGAAGUAUUUGCAAUGCAAUAAAAAAAAUGAACUAAACGGGAAACUAAACGACACCUACAUAAAAAGCCCCACAAUAUGCGAAAAUUUGCCUAAUAAUGAUACUAAAGCCUCGAUUGAUAUUAGCAUACCGUUACAUAAAGGCUUAAAAGAUAUAAAGGAGGACGACACAUAUGAAGAUACUAGUUCCAUAGCAGAAGAUAGUGAAGCUUCAGAAAAGCCCGUUAGUUCGAAUAUAUCUAUAGAAUCUGUGCCUUUAAAAAGUCCAUCCAUGAGUGAAAACGUGUCUCAAAAAAUGAACAACUCUAAAUCGAUGGUGGAUAAAUCAAAACUAGGUCAAAAACAUAAGGCUAGUUUAAAUUCUCUGUCAGAUCUUCCACCUUUACAGUUAAACAUAUCUCGCAAAAAUAAUGAUAUCUUGCCAUCUUUGUACAAUAAAGAUUAAAUUGUUUCGUCACACAUAGGUGAUGGGUUCAAAAUGGUCUGUUUAGUAUGGGGACCUAUGACAAAUCUCGAAAUUUACUUCUUGGUUUUUUUAAGAUUCAUUUUGGUGCUGCAUCAUAUAUUUCAUGUAAAUUUACGUCAAUCAUUGAAACUACGGCUUAAAUACUGACCACUUGACUAGAAACUAUUUAUGUGCUCAUAUAAUUCGAGUUAAAACAUAGGGCCCAGUUUAAACAGCGAUUCCUGUAUAAAGGGUGUUUCAGAGUAAAAGUAACAAAAGCUUUAAAAAAAUUCUGCUCAGCAAAAUACGAAAAUUACUGUUUGCAUGAUACAGUGCGUUGAGUGUUAAAAAACUGGGUUUUUAUUAAGAGCUUAGAAACGCUUUAGCCCGAUUAGUAAAAUUCAGAUAAAUCCACUAAAAUAUGUCUUAUGAUCUUUUUCUGUUUCUAUUCGUUUUCGAGAAAAAAUUACAAUACUCGAUACGUUUCUAAACUGCAUAAGAAAGACUAACACUUUUUGGGAACUUACUGGAAAAUGUAUAGAAAUUUGUUAAUUAUUUCUUUGUUUUUCUUGUUGACGUUAACAAUUUCUAAGUCUUUUUUCUGUAGCUUUUAUAUUUAUGUUAUUUAUAUGUGGCUUCAUUCUUUGGUUAUCUCACAUGUAAGAAAUGUCGAUUUUUCAUUUUCCAUGACAAGAAUGGCGAAAACAUCGAGCCACGUUUUUUAUAAUUUUUUUAAAACUGCGUUACUAUUUUAAUUAAAACUUCGUCCUUUUCUUUAGUCACAUUUGCUCUCUUGCUUUAAAUGGAAUUUAUUGAUUAAUAUUAUCUAAAUUUUCUGGUGCAAUAAUCCCAUUUUUUUCAAUUUAAGACAUUUUCUUAGGGAUUAGUUGAAGUUGAAGCUGUUUAUUUCUAUUUCCAUCUUUUGAGUGACUUGUUUUUAUCAUGAUAAUUUUUAUCUAAAAACCUGAAGCAGGAUUCUUUAGAUCGAAUCAUCAAGCACGUCAUUGUACUGUUUUGUUAACAACUGUGAUUUUAGAAGAACCUAAAAACUUCAAUUCUGCUAAAAUCGUGUAACAGUCGGAAUAGAACUUUCCUAACGCCGGAGAUUUGUAAUCGAUUAUAUUAAAUUGGCCAAUAAGAAUACGAACCUAAUGGAAUUAUAAAGGAUUUAUAAAUAAAUGUUAAUAUUUUCUUGUUCCGCCAAGCACAUGAUAACAUUUUCUCACCAGUUUCGAUCAUUUCAGAAACAUGUAAAAUAAACACCUCGAAAUAUCGUGACAUCACUGAUCUUCGGUCCGUGGAAUAAAACGCUUUAAAAGUUGAAAUCUUUAGGCAGUGAUUGUUUGCUGCAAAACCAUGGUUGUCUAGCAUGCAUUCGGCUUAGUUAGAGCUAAACCUUUAUCGUGUGCUGGAGUUUAAAUGCAGGUUUAGAAGAACUUAUGUGGUCAGUGUUCUGGUCUCUUAAAUUCAUCACCUGUAUUCAUGUAAAGAGUUAAAAUGUCGAUUAACACCAUUAGUCUUAAAAAAUUAAAUUUUUGUAAAUGUUACUUGACUUUCUCCACCCAUUCCUUCAUUUGCUUUAAUAAACCGAAAACAUUUUAUUCAGCUCAUGUAAGACUCAAAAGAAAAUCAUAUGGCCGUAAUUUAUAAUUUGCUGAGCUUAGCGUCUCUUAUGCUUUUGGAUUUUCAAAUCUGCAACACCCCCUAUAUAUUUUGUUAAGUGACUGAUUGAAAAGGGGUUGAUUGAUUAAUAUUUUUUAACUGCUUAUUAAAUCUGUGAAAGAACUAGUGGCAUGAAGCAGGUAUCAAUGUUUCAGUUGUCCAGUUUUAUACUGUCUGGUUUGGCAAACAGCGAUAAGUAAAAAUAAAAGGAAAGUAAAACUAACUUUUCAUUGAAUGUUGUUUACCAGAUUAGAGUAUAGGAUAAUAUAGGCCAACUUUCAAGUUUAUAAAUUGCUCAAAUCAAGUUUACAAUACUCCCGCCUAGGUAAUUACAUUAGUAAAUAUUUUGUAUGUUUAUAUAUUUACUUUGCUAUUGCUUAGAAGUGCCUUAUAAAUAAAUGCAGAAUAACUAUUUUCUGAAGUAUCAUCAAUAAGUGAGUGUCUUUAGGAGCAUAGCAUGAUUCCUAAAGUUGACUUUGGUAGUAUGUACUUAAAUGGACAGUGAUUUCUUCGUCAAAUUACAUAAUUUAUUUAAAACAUGAUGAAAAAUUCGACAUACAUUUUAUUUCAAUAUCAGUUAUUUUUUACUACACACGAUCGCUUUAGAAAAAUUGUGCCAUAGCUCUAAUACAUUCCUCCAGUUUUCAGUACUUAGUAACCGAUUAAUCAUCCAAGAUUUAGAUGUAUGUAUAAUUUGUGUGCCUUAAAAAGUUGUGAUUUUUUGUAUUAAAAACGUGUAACUUAUUCAUAAUAAAUAUUUCGUUGGAUU